UCACUCUGCGCCUCUCAGUUGCCAAGAUACGGAACUUCCGCAAACCAAGGGGAGGUUCUCGAGCUGCUUUUCCUCUAUUUCUCUGCUUUCGCGUUUUCAACCCUGGUCACCAUGUUGGACCCCGAAGUCGAGGUCUCACGAAGCACCUUUGCCUCUUACAUGGCGGAGGGCGAGCGGCUCUAUUUGUGUCGGGAAUUCUCUAAAGCCGUCCAGAGCUUCAGCAAGGCUCUUCAGCUUCAGAAUGGAGACAAGAACUGCCUGGUUGCCCGCUCCAAGUGCUUCCUAAAGAUGGGAAACUUGGAGAAAUCCCUGAAGGAUGCUGAGGCUUCACUCCAGAGUGACCCAACUUUCUGCAAGGGGAUUUUACAAAAGGCUGAGACAUUGUACACCAUGGGAGACUUUGAGUUUGCCUUGGUGUUCUAUCAUCGAGGCUAUAAGCUGCGGCCUGAUCGGGAAUUCAAAGUUGGAAUUCAGAAAGCCCAGGAAGCCAUCAACAAUUCAGUGGGAAGUCCUUCUUCAAUUAAGCUGGAAAACAAAGGGGACCUUUCCUUCUUAAGCAAGCAGGCUGAGAAUAUGAAAGCCCAGCAGAAGCAUCCUCCAGUGAAACACAUCUCAUACCACACCAAGACAGAGUCCAAGCGGAAGGGCUCACUCAAGAGCGAGAAGAUUGUCCGCCAGCUUCUGGGGGAGCUCUACGUGGACAAAGAGUAUCUGAAGAAGCUCCUAUCGGAUGAAGACCUGAUCAGAGGCACCACGAAGGGCGGCCUGACUGUGGAGGACCUCAUCAUAACGGGCAUCAACUACCUGGACACUCGCAGCGACUUCUGGAGGCAGCAGAAGCCGAUCUAUGCCAGGGAGCGGGACCGGAAGCUGACACAAGAGAAAUGGCUGCGGGACCGCAAACGCAGUCCCUCGCAGACAGCCCAUUACAUCCUCAAGAGCCUGGAGGACAUCGACAUGUUGCUGACCAGCGGCAGUGCCAAAGGGAGCCUUCAGAAAGCUGAGAAAGUACUGAAGAAGGUACUGGAAUGGAACAAAGAAGAGGUACCCAACAAGGAUGAACUGGUUGGAAACUUGUACAGCUGCAUAGGGAAUGCCCAGAUCGAGCUGGGGCAGAUGGCGGCAGCCCUGCAGAGCCACAGAAAGGACCUGGAGAUCGCCAAGGAAUAUGACCUUCCUGAUGCAAAAUCAAGAGCCCUUGACAACAUUGGCAGGGUUUUUGCCAGAGUUGGGAAAUUCCAGCAAGCCAUUGACACGUGGGAAGAGAAGAUCCCUCUGGCAAAAACCACCCUUGAGAAGACCUGGCUGUUCCAUGAGAUUGGCCGCUGCUACUUGGAGCUGGACCAGGCCUGGCAGGCCCAGAAUUAUGGUGAGAAGUCCCAGCAGUGCGCCGAGGAGGAAGGGGACAUUGAGUGGCAGUUGAACGCCAGCGUUCUGGUGGCUCAGGCACAAGUGAAGCUGAGAGACUUCGAGUCGGCUGUGAACAACUUUGAGAAGGCCCUGGAGAGGGCGAAGCUUGUCCACAACAGCGAGGCGCAGCAGGCCAUCAUCAGUGCCUUGGACGAUGCCAAUAAGGGCAUCAUCGAAGAACUGAAGAAAACCAACUACAGGGACUCCAUCAAAGAAAAGAAAGAGAAAGAAGAGGCUGCUUCAUUGUAUGAAGAUAAAACAAUAAUGGCAAAGAAGGAAAAGAGCAGAGUGAGAGGCGAGUCUGAGAAGGUGAUGAAGGAGUGGGAAAGGGAGCAGAUUGACAGCGACAAAGAGACAGAUGAGGAUGAGGCGUUUACGGAGGCCCUGGAGAGCACAGCAAGUGCUCAGCACAGAGUGGAAGCAGGAAAAGCCAGAAGAGGUUCGGGAGAAGUCGCCAAGGGCGUGUCAGAGUUGGGCACAAGAAGAUUAGGAGACGACGCAGGCAGGACACUACCAGAAGUGGGCAGGAGAGGAUCCAGAGAAAUUUACAGGCGGCCUUCUGGAGAAUUAAGCCAAAGACUCUCAGGAGAAUUAAGUAGAAGCGAAUCAGAAGGCCUAAAGAAACUUCCAGAAGUAGGCAGUAAAGAGUUGGAAGAACAGGGAAAAACAGAAUUGGGAGAAAAAAGAGAAACGAAAAAACCAGAAAAUGCUGAAAAUUAAAAAACAGAAAAGGAACACGAACGAAGCCAUGGUCAGUAGCCAUUAGGAUCAGGAGGCUGGUGUUCAGAGGGGUCUUGGGAUCUUACUAAACUGGACUUUCAAGAUGAGAUUUGUCUUUAAUAGGAAAAAUAGGGGACUGGGUCCCACAGGUCA
This is a messenger RNA of Lemur catta (Ring-tailed lemur), 2283 nucleotides long. It is a transcript of the gene ODAD4, whose product is annotated as outer dynein arm docking complex subunit 4. NCBI's taxonomy places the organism in Eukaryota, Metazoa, Chordata, Mammalia, Primates, Lemuridae. Bases 112 to 2130 code for a protein of 672 amino acids. Gene Ontology annotation, molecular function: protein binding. The record is from RefSeq and is a predicted model, not a curated record. The transcript is spliced from 12 exons. Gene Ontology annotation, cellular component: cytoplasm.